This is a messenger RNA of Dimorphilus gyrociliatus, 4844 nucleotides long. The record is from the annotation of a GenBank genome assembly. Lineage: Eukaryota; Metazoa; Annelida; Polychaeta; Dinophilidae.
ACAGUGUCCAUAAAACUUACUCGUUGUUUUCAACGCAUGGCUAACAUCUUCUAAGAUUAACAAAAUUGUUACUUAUAAAUUAUUCUCGGUGCCACCACUGUAUAAUCGAUCGAGUGUUAUAAGCGAAAUAAGCCAAACUUGUUUGAGUGAUAAUAGAGUAAAAUCUGUUUACCAUGAGCUAUAACCACAACAAAAUAUUUGAAAAUUUUCUUCAACCAAGAGACGUUGAAAAUAUCCUUGAAACAAUUGUAAAGAACAUCGAAUCAAAUAGCGAUUUAGAAAAUUUACUCGAAAAUUUACAAGCAUGUGUCUCUGUUUUGGAUUGUUCAAAAAAGAAUUGGCCAAUAUCUGAUAUUUAUAGUAAAAUUUUAAAAGUAUCACUUGAAGUUCUGAAACAAACCGAAAAUGCCGAAGUUAUAAAAAGUUCUACAAAAAUUGUUGGUUUAAUAUUUUCAAAGUUGACUGACAAUCAGAAAAAUGAAGUUAUUAAUAGUUUGAAGGAGUCUAUUAAACGCUAUACAGAAGAAAAUGAGAAAGGCUAUGAUGUUCACGAACAAGUUCCGUGCAAAAGUAAUAAAUGGUCUAUAAUAAAAGUUUUUCAUUUAUUAGGAGAAAUUCUUCGCGAGAAACAUACUCUAUUAGAAGAAGAUAAGGAUAGCUUGUUUAAGCUUUUAUUUCAAAUCGUUCUACUAGGUGAAGAAAAGCCUGGGAGUAAAGUUCUUUUUGAAUUUUUACCAAGUUUAGGUUAUGACUAUUCUAAACUAGUUUUCAUUUGGGAAAAUUGCGUUCAAUUCUGUAAAGAAGAUCUAGAAAAUAAGGUUUCCAAUAUAAAAAGUACGCCAAUCGAUAGAAUCUUGUCAGUGUUAUGCUCAAUUGCUGACUUUCUAUUACCAAUUGACGAUAGAAAGCCAUCUUUAAAUCUUCAAAACGAUCCUAACUUUUGGAAAAUUAUCUUAAAAGGAUUAAAUCAUGAAAGAAAUAUAUCCAGAAAGAAAAGUCUUUAUUUAUUAAAAAGAAUAACUGAUUCUCUAAAUCAGUAUGAUAUCGCCUGCAAUUGUUUUGACGAAGCAACAGGCACAAUAUUUUGGUGGAGUAAAGACAAGAUAUUCGAAGAAAUAUGGUACGAGUUUAUUUUAUUACUCGAAACUUUAGAAGAAACUCAAGUACACGUAAUAAAGCCUGUUAUGCCUAGAUUAGAAAAAAUUAAGGAAGCCACAACACAUAUAAUUUCAGAUAAACAUCUUAUUCAUACAAGUUGGUUAAUUUGUAUUUUCCAUCGGAUAUUCUGUCACGAUAGUUCGUUUAUACGUUUAUGGGGUUUACAAGAACUUUUAAAAUUGGAUAAGGAAAUAGUGCCAAUAAAAGAGCAAAAUCAGUUAUACAUGUUUGGUAAACCGUUAAUAAAUAUCUUACUGGAUCAAUCGAUGUUAAGAAAACCAAUUGAUAUUCCUCUUGGUAGAAUACCACCUGUUGUUGAAAGACUAAAAGAAUUUUUUCUAAGAUUAAAAAUGCUAUUAAACACAGCAACAUUUAAUCUAUUAAUAAGAAAAUUCUUAUUGUAUAUGACUGAUGAAAAUUGGGGUGGUGUAUCAUUAAUAUGUGUAUUUUGGUCGCUUUCAUCAUUAAAAGAUUGCUACUUUUGUAACGAUGAAGUUUUAAUAUCUUUAAGAAAAAUUCUAUUUUCAUCAUUUCAAACAUUUGAUCUAAGCGUCCGAGCGCCACUGCAACAAUUAGCUGCGAAAUUAUUAUUGAAUAAUAUUAACUUUGACCAAAUAAAACUUAGUAGUGUCAAUACAUUACUAUUGGCCUUCAACUUGAACGGUGGUUUAAAAAAUACGUCAGCUGUUUGGAGUGAAUUUGUCAAAUUCUUUCAACGUUUGGAUAAAUAUGGAAAAGAAGAUACAAUUAAUUUACAAUAUUUUAUUCAAUAUGUUGACAAUUUCCUUUCAAAUUUACUCUCGGAUUCAGAUGUGACAGAUAAUGAAAUUGAACUAAAUGCCAAAUUAUUAGUUGCUUUGUUAAAUGCUAAAGAGGAUAUUACUUUUAAAUAUUAUCCCGUAAGAUUGAUGAGUUUAUUGGAGAAAAGUAGUAGUCAUGUCUAUCUACCCACAAAAAUAACUGAUAAUACUAUACAAUUUAUCAUUGAGAUACUACAAACUUUUAAUUUUAAAGGAGAAGAGUCGUCUUGGUCAAUUGAUGGAAGGUUAAAGAGUUUCAUAAUAGUACAGUUUAUUAAAUGUAUACCGGAUAUUACUGGUUAUAUAUCAAGACGUAUGUUUGAUGAAAAUAGUGUUGAUGAAAAAUUUAUAGAAUUAUGCUAUCGACUGAUGAAAUUUUUAAGACGAAUUGUGGUUUUACAAUCAUCUAAGAAUACUAGUUUUGAUUUGGGUAUUGCUAUAAAGUCUAUUGAGAAUUUUCAAAGAUCUAUCCUAAGAUGUCUUAAAGAAAAUUCAAAGAAGCUAAUGCAAAGGCAUUUUUGUAUAACAAUUCUCUCUUCGUUAUUUGAUCCGUCUCUAAAUGCUAAAGAGAUUAUAUCUCUUUUAAAAUCGGUUAUUGAUUUUAAUACUGAUUUUGUUAAAUCUCAAUCAACUUCAGGAAAAAUAAUUGAAUACUAUAUCGAAAAUGAAUUAAGAAUAUGUAGGAAAAUAUUACCAUAUCAAGAAAAUGCAAACAUUGAAUCUAUAAUUAAUUUUGCUUGUGAUUAUCUCGAUAUGGUUAAGGGUGAGGGAACAAUUCAAGCAUAUAAGCUUAUUAAUAUUUGCUUGAAAGCAAGUGUAAAUGAUAAUGAUCAAAUAAUACUAAAUUGUUGGCAUAAGCUACAAGAAUGUGUUAAAUUAUCCAAUUAUUGGAAAAUUUAUAAUAAUUUUAUUCGCUGUGUGGUCAAUAGUAAAAAUGGACUAAAUAUCAUGAUGUCUGAAAUUUUACUUCUCAGUGAAGACAGAGCUGGUUAUAUUUGCCUACCUGUACAAGAAAUUUGUAAUAAAUGCAUAAAUAAUUUUUCUAGUAUACUAGAUUAUAAAGAAUUUAUAAUAGAAGCUUCAAUAUAUGGCUUUAUGCAACAAAAAGGUGUUAGAUUUAAACAAGAGGUACUUGCAUUUUUAAACACUUGUGAUGAUAUAGAGACCUGUAAUAAGAGGGAUUAUUCUGAUGUUUCUGCCAGAGUUAGCUUAGUAACACUUAUUAAUUCUCAACCUAUGUCAAAUCAAGAUAUAGUUAUGGAACUUCUUUUGUGCUUAAUGGAGAAGCAAAGACAGCUUCUUGAGCAAACACAGCAUAAGCAUUUUCCCAAUUGUCUACUUCAUAGACAAAAACAAAGGGCUACUUCCUUAAUGCUUGUAAUGAUACCGUUUGUCAGUGAGCAAAUGGCUAAGAAUUACUUGCUUCCUUUCUUUGAGGAAGUUCUAACUAAAGAAAAUCAAGCGUCAGUAAGGAUAUUAACAGAAUUAGCUUUUUCCAAAAUUCUACAGCAAUUUCCCUCUUUAAUACCGGAUGUUAUUGAGGAUAUGAAAGAUGGAUUUGAUAACAAGAAAGUCUAUCAUCUUUGUUCCCUUUUAGGAGUUAUGGUACACGUCUGUAGGAACAGUAAAGAUGUAACUUUACAAAAUUCAAUAAGUACAAAUAUGCUUGAUAUGGUGCUACCUUGGUGUAUGUCCAACCAUUUCAACCUUAGAUCAUUCUGUCUCGCAUCUCUACAUACAAUUUCUGAAUUUUGUUGUAAAAAUAAUUUUAAAGUUCCUAGUGCCGUUAAAACUAUUAUCAACUUUUCCGGAAGUAGUCAGUAUGCCAAUAGAGCCACUGAAAAACUACUAGCAAAUUUUUAUUUUUCAAUUAAUACUGAAGUUGAUUACAAUUUAGAGGCCAUUUACUACACACUGCCAAAAUUAAGUCAAGUAGCCGAUGAUGAAUGGGUAACUGGAGGAGUUUUUGAGAAGAUGAAAAACAAUUCACAAUGGACGAAUUUUCGGGAUAACAUUCCUAUUUAUUCAACAGACGACACACUGAAGAAGUGUAAGCCGGGGUCUUGGAAAGUGGCAUUCGACCAAUUCGAGUCAGCAGAGGAAAUUAAGGAGGGAAAUGUUCAAAAGAAAAUAAUACCUUGGCGCCUAAUGACACCUCAGGAUAAUGACGAAGAAGAUGUGAGAAAAAUACCUAUUCACGAUAGCAGAGGGCUUAUACUGGUGACAUCCUUAAUAAAUAAAUUACCAAAUUUAGGCGGUCUAUGUAGAACUAGUGAAAUAUUCUCCGUAAAAGAAAUGGUAGUUAAUAGUUUAAGAGUUAUGAAUGAGAAAGCUUUUGAAAGUCUUAGUGUAAGCUCUCACAAGUGGUUACGUAAAGUUAGAGAGGUGCCGGAAUUUCAAUUGAAAGAUUAUCUCAUCUAUAUGAAAAGUAAAGAUUAUUCCAUAAUUGGAGCCGAACAGACAGCAAACAGCGUUCCUCUUUCAAAUUUUCGCUUUCAGGAAAAAACUAUCCUGGUUUUAGGAAGCGAAAAAGAAGGUAUUCCGGUAGAAAUUAUCCAAUUAUUAGACGAAUGCGUUGAAGUCCCUCAACUUGGAGUAAUUAGAUCCUUAAAUGUUCAUGUAACCGGAUCGUUAUUCCUUUACGAAUAUGCGAAACAAUGGCUAAUUAAAUAAUAUUAGGAAAAAAUAUAGGUUAUUGACAAAUUUUAUUUGCUAUUUGUUGUUACUGUUUAAAAUGAAUGAACUCUAUAUAAAAUGAUAAAGAAUUAUAAAAGUCUAUAUACUAGUUAUAUGCAGUUUGGGUUAUUAAAAAGUUAAGCAUAUAAAAACAAGUAUUAAGUAAUUAAACAAGUACAAUACUACUUAUGUUUUAUCUUUCGUUCUUAU